UUGCGCGGUGCUGCUUGCGCAAUAAGCUACAUUGUGUUCUAUUUUGUUCAGAGUUCAGUUCACGCGAACACCAAAGCCAGUGUGAAAACCAAAGCCUAGAAUCAGAUGACAGAUUUAGCUUUCUAGAGUAAAACGUAGAAGUCUGGAACUUCAGACACGGCUUUUGCUUUCAUUUUGUCUGAGAGGAAACCAAGCACCAAGGCUCCAGGCGUUUUUACCAUGGCUGCUGGUGUAGGACCCAACAAAAUAAGUUUACGGGAAGACCUGACUUGCGCUAUAUGUUGUGACCUAUUCACGGAGCCCGUGAUGCUGGGCUGUGCGCACCAUUUUUGCAAAGCGUGUAUCAGCAGGUACUGGAGAGGUACCCAGGGACCUGUUACCUGUCCUCAAUGUCGCAAAGUGUUCAACACCAAACAGUUCCAGACCAACUACCUGGUGACUGCCAUGGUGGAUAAAGUUCGAGCCAGCACCUCUGACAGCUUUGUCCAAAAAAUGGAGAAACAACUGAAAGACUCACUGGAGGCCCAUCGCCUGAGGAGGGAGGAGGCCAUCAGCAGCAUCCGCAGAGAUGAAGACAAGAUGGAUGCCAUAAAGAGAGUCGGGGGGGAGCUGCAGGCGCGGGUGCAGGGGGAGUUCCUGGCUCUCCAGCAGCUCCUCCAGGACGAGGAGGCCCGCCUGCAGGAGCAGCUGAGGAGGGAGCAGGAGGAGGUUCUGGAGCAGCUGCAGCGCCACCUGGAGCUCCUCCAGAGCUCUGUUAAAGAGCUGGAGCAGAACAUCACCGUGCUGCAGCAGGCGGCUACAGCCACAGACCACAGCAUACUGAUUGAGCUCCCACAGAUAAGACCUCCAGUGCACGUAGCAAAUGGGCCAGAGCUCGACAUAAGUGCUUUCAGCAGCAAAUAUGUGGCCCCAUUGCAGUAUAUCACAUGGAGGAAAAUGUUCACAUCUCUAAAACCAGGCCCUGCCCCAGUGACCUUUGACUCUGACACUGCCCACCCCAGUGUCCACAUCUCCAGGGACAAAACCCUUGCAAUAGAGUGUAAUGUCAUGGCGCCCUACCCACUCAACCCCAAACGCUUCCUCCAGUGUGUCAACGUGCUGGCCUGCCAGGGCUUCCAGUCUGGGCGCCACUACUGGGAGGUGAGGGUCGGCAGCAAUCCCAAGUGGGACCUGGGGCUGGCGUCGGAGGGGGUGAACCGGCAGGCCCGGGUCAAGCUGAGCCCAGAGACCGGUUACUGGACCCUGCGACUCCGCAACGAAGACGAGUAUUGGGCCGGCACCCAGCCCUGGACCCGUCUGCAGCUCACUUGCGCCCCCCAGAGGAUUGGAGUGUUCCUGGAUUGCGAGGAGAGGAGGGUGUCCUUCUUCAAUGCAGAGAACAUGACUCUGCUGUACUCGUUCACCAAUGGGCCCAGGGGCACGGCUUUCCCAUUCUUCAGCCCUUGCAUCAGCAAUACCCGCCAAAUACCCCUGCCUAUCCAGCUCCUCCACUUCCCUCCGGCCAUUUUAUCUGGCUAGGUCAGCUGCUGUCAACCUACGUCAUGCCACACAGUUACUGUUUAAUAGUCUGGUACUCAUUACAGACCAGUCAUGGAUUGCAAGGUUCCAAUUCCAUUUGUUGAUUCCAAUCACUUCUAUUGUCAGGCCUCAACUGGCAAAGCUUUCCAUGGUAACGUAACAAAUUUACUUCCCAAGCAUUGGAGUUGUAAGUGAUGCAGUUUGUAGGACUAAGCCAUGCACCAAGCAUUUGCAUCAUUCAGUUCAAAAUCUGCAUGACUGUGUGCACCUUGCCAAAUGAGAUGUCCUAUAGCAAAUGCUGCAUUUGUAUGCAAAAUCAGUGACUGAAUUAAGUUGUAUUUGUUCAUUAAUAUCAUCGCCUAUAAUAAUCUUGUAUGUCUGUUUUAAUUGAUGUUUUGAUUAGGGAAUUUGACUCUUGGGUGCCUUAUCUCACUACAAUGUUUUGUUUGAUCGGUCCUUCCUCUCUUUAAAUCAGGAAACGCACUUUAUGUACCGUGUCUUCAUUGUCUUGUUUGGUUCAUUGGUCUGAGGUCACACAUUCUGAAAAGUACGUACUUACUGUGCAGUAAUUAUUAACAUAACGAGAAUCAUUAAUACUUUAUGAAAAAAAUGUAUGAUUACGUACUACUCACAACAAAAUAAUCAAUAUUGCUGUAAGAAAAUGAAUGAUAACACACAACACAAGAAUCAUUUAUACUUUAUUAAAAUGUACUGUUUUUAAAGGUAAUUUUAAUUUGACAAAGCCAAAUCGUUGUAUCUUUCCAAUGAGAAUAAACAAUAAACCAAAUCAAGUUUAA
This is a messenger RNA of Osmerus eperlanus (European smelt), 2315 nucleotides long. It is a transcript of the gene trim105, whose product is annotated as tripartite motif containing 105. Gene Ontology annotation, biological process: protein ubiquitination. Gene Ontology annotation, cellular component: cytoplasm. The transcript is spliced from 7 exons. The record is from RefSeq and is a predicted model, not a curated record. The coding region runs from base 220 to 1518 and encodes 432 amino acids. Lineage: Eukaryota; Metazoa; Chordata; Actinopteri; Osmeriformes; Osmeridae. Gene Ontology annotation, molecular function: protein binding; ubiquitin protein ligase activity.